UUUAGGCUUAUGAUGUAUGCAGUCGGUUCAGUUCAGAUUGUUUAAAUGUACAUUGUUUUAGUACGGGCGCACUGAAAGCUACCGAGUUGCGACGCAACUUUUGUCGGUAGCGCCAAUUAAAGAAGACUCGGAAGAAAAUGAGGUUGACGACGGAUCUGCGGUUCCGCCGCCUGUUGCUUCUGAAUUGUCUGACCAACAAAAGCAACCACAGCAACAGCAACAGUCCGCCAAGGUUUAUCCGGAGCCGAGAGCCCAGGACAUUAGUAAGAAGGUGCAAAUGAAAAAUGCCCUGCAGGACUUAAAGCAGGAAGUUGAUAUGGACGAGCAUCGAAUUCCUAUGUCUGAGUUGCUGGGCAGACUUGAGACGAACGUCGAAAAAGGAUUGACGGAGGAAGCGGCGAAGCAGAAACUUCUUAAGUACGGUCCGAAUGCGUUAACCCCGCCGCCGAAGAUUCCUGAAUGGGUGAAGUUCGCUAAAAAUCUGUUCGGCGGUUUCGCGCUUCUUUUGUGGAUCGGUUCCAUUUUGUGUUUCAUUGCAUAUGGCGUCGAUCUGUACACGUCGGAAUAUGCCCUGAAUGACAACAUGUAUCUUGGCAUCGUACUGGCUGUAGUUGUCAUUGUGACAGGCGUGUUCCAGUACUAUCAGGAAGCGAAAAGCUCGAAGAUCAUGGAAUCUUUCAAGGACAUGGUUCCUCAUUUUGCGCAGGUAAUCAGAAAUGGGCAGAAGAAGAACAUCCGAACUGAGGAUGUGGUCAUUGGUGACAUCAUCGAGAUUCAUGGCGGUGAUCGAAUCCCGGCAGACGUAAGGAUUGUAUCUGCGCAAAGUUUCAAGGUUUGUUUCAGAUUUGGUGCCACUCUUGCCCUUGCCAUAGCUUUCGUAACAAAAAGCACUUUAUACUUUCAGGUUGACAACUCAUCCCUCACUGGUGAAUCUGAGCCUCAGAGCCGUAGUGCUGAAUGCACCAGUGAAAACCCGCUUGAAACUAGAAAUUUGGCCUUUUUCUCUACCAACGCCGUCGAAGGUAGCGUACAGCUUGCCAUAUCGCAUUUUAUUCGUCUGAUUACCGGCUUCGCCGUUUUCCUCGGCGUCACAUUUUCGAUGAUCGCCUUGAUCCUGGGAUAUUCUUGGCUGGACGCCGUCAUAUUCUUGAUUGGCAUCAUCGUCGCCAAUGUUCCUGAAGGUCUUCUUGCCACCGUAACGGUUUGCUUGACGUUGACCGCUAAGCGAAUGGCCAGCAAGAACUGUCUGGUGAAAAAUCUCGAAGCGGUCGAGACUCUUGGCUCCACGAGCACCAUUUGUUCAGACAAGACUGGAACGUUGACGCAAAACCGGAUGACGGUCGCCCACAUGUGGUUCGAUAAUCAGGUGUUCGAAGCCGACACUUCAGAGGAACAAUCGUCCGCCGCCUACAAUCGCAACUCUCCGACGUUCAUAGCUCUGGCCAGGGUUGCUUCGUUGUGCAACCGGGCUGAGUUUAAACCCGAUCAGGACGCCGUUCCGGUACUGAAGCGCGAGUGUACCGAAAUCGAGCCCGGAAAGUACUGCAACCUUUUGGUGAUGAAAGGCGCUCCGGAACGCAUUUUGGCUCGGUGCUCGAAAAUCCUUAUCAAUGGCGACGACUUGGAACUUGACGACACCUGGCGAAAAGCGUUCCAAGAUGCGUACUUGGAACUUGGAAGUCUUGGCGAAAGAGUUCUAGGUUUGGAUGCGUCAUUUUUGCCUAAAGAAAAUUGUUCAUGCCUCUUAGUGCCAAUGAAUGAACUUUUCUACUUAACUUUUGUUAAUUAACU
Molecule: messenger RNA, 1791 nt
Organism: Soboliphyme baturini
Lineage: Eukaryota; Metazoa; Nematoda; Enoplea; Dioctophymatida; Soboliphymatidae
Source: the annotation of a GenBank genome assembly